AGUUAGAAAAAAAGACUGCAGGUCAGACAGCGCCUGACUAGGCACAGAUUACGAGAGGUGAGGGAAUGGGGAGUGUAAGGAAGCCGACAAGCCUGGUAGGACUGUUAGAUGUACCGGAAUAUACCGACAGGUGCGUUACGACAACGCAUUUGAAAGAAUCAAUAAAAUAAACGUAGAAGAAAAACAACAGGGUAUCGAGUGACACGACGGAGUUAAUGCGUCGGAAGCUCCGAAAGUUGCCGGAUAUCUUCUAGCGACUUGCCACAUCUGCAGCUGCUGCGCCUGCUCACAUGAACUAGGGCUCUCGCCGCUACCUUGUCGCUUCCCUUCUUGGAUAUGGAGAGGUCUAGUAUGGGUUACGAAUCGACGGUAACGAAGCUAUAUUUACAGACUGUGACAUCGGACUUGCAUAACUCUGGCAUUCGGUACCCUGGAUAAUUAAAAACCUCCUCACAGUAAUGUUGCAUAUAUUUGAAGCAAGCCUCGUCGUUCUAAGUUUCUUUGUCUCGCUGUCUUUGGAUGCCUUUUUGGAUGUGCAGUCCCUCUUAGUUUUGUUUACAUGCAUGCACGCGCUCGCGAGCGCGCCCUUCGAUACUGCUCUCAGACCAACGUUUCUAGCAAUCUGCACAAUGGUAUUACCUUCUCAAUUUAAUAUUAAUCACAUACUUACCUGGAGAAGGAAUCAUUGAUGUCUUACUUGAUUACAAGUCCGAAAUCAGUCGGCCGGACCGUUUGGGGAAAACGCUUUCUCACCCUAUGAAUGAUGUGGAUUCCUGGAGGGGCAGCCCUGCAGCUUUUGGGGAAAGUGUUGAAACACGUAGCAUCUAAAGGUCAUCUGCAACUUCAUCGCUGGUUGCAGCGACCCACCCAUGAAAUAGACGACAGCAGCACUAUGGACGCGGCAGUGGGCAGCAGGUACGACGAGAGGUGCCUCAAGUUAGAGACGAGUAGCGAAGCGAGCGAUCCCAGUGCGUCUUUUCUCUGGGAUCUCAAACACCCAUGCUGCGUGACCACUUGUUGUUACAAAAGCGCUCUGUUGGCCUGCAUUUUGGUGACUGUCUGCUUUUCUUCUGUGGCUUUGGUACGACAGUAUCUGAAAGAUUUACUUCUAUGGCUGGAGAGUCUGGACAGUUUGGUAGGAGCGUUGCUCUUUAUCGUCGGCCUCAUCAUCGUCUCCUUUCCUUGCGGUUGGGGCUACAUUCUGCUCAACGUGGCCGCAGGCUACUUGUACGGUUUUGUUUUGGGGAUGGGGCUGGUAAUGGUGGGUGUUCUGAUAGGCACCUUCAUAGCACACGUGGUGUGUAAGAGACUCCUGACCGAGUGGGUCUUGGCAAAGAUUGAGAGUAACGAGCAACUGAGCGCCGUAAUCCGCGUAGUGGAAGGAGGGAGCGGACUGAAAAUCGUUGCCUUAGCAAGACUUACGCCAAUACCCUUCGGACUCCAGAAUGCUGUGUUUUCGAUCACAGAUGUGUCUUUGCCUAACUACCUUAUGGCUUCAUCCGUUGGACUUCUUCCAACUCAACUGUUAAAUUCCUAUCUUGGGACUACUUUGAGAACAAUGGAGGAUGUAAUUGCAGAGCAAAGCAUCAGUGGUUAUUUCAUUUUUAGUUUCCAGAUAAUCAUCAGUAUAGGCCUGAUGUUUUAUGUUGUCCACCGAGCUCAAGUUGAACUGAAUGCUGCUAUUGUAGCUUGUCAGAUGGAGUUAAAAACAUCCUAUAUGAAUGGUAAUGCACCAGAUCUCCAUGGCUCAUCAUUUUGCAGUAAACGGACUUCAGCAGGAGGAAUAAAUAUAGUUUAACCCUAUUACAAUAUGCUAUUGUAAUGCUGCAUUUCUGUAUUCUAUGGUUUAGAUGUUUUUUUCCAUUAUGGCUAUAUUAAAUGAAUAUACAAAAAGGGCAUUAAAAGUGCAGUUAAACAUGAUGAUUUACAUUAUAGAAAAUACUUAAUUAUUGCCAAACAGUUUGCUUAAGUAUGGUACUUAUUCACAUUGCAAAUGUCAUUUUUUGUGCACUUAUUUAUGAUAGUUCUCAAUGGCAACAAGCCUAGUGGCAAUAAAGGCAGAGCAGGAUUAUUAUCAUUGUUGCAUCAAAGAUAUGUUUGUCUGAUAGUUUACAAUUUAUUUAUGACUCGAACCAUUUUUGUUAUCUUUACAUUUUUAGAAAGCCCUGCAUGUACAAUUUUCAACUUUGUUCUCUGCCCCAUUAGGAGUUGUUUGUGUCACUAUGCAUGUUGCUGUAUUUGCACAAUCAAGGUACAGAAAAAUAAAAAUAUUUUUCAAGAGGCAUCCCAAUUUGUGAGAGGUAAAUAGACUCUAUGCUCUCUAUGGAUGGCAGACUACUUUGAACACAGUGACACUUGUAUGAAGUUUACAGAUGAUUAUCGUUUCUUUGGGAUUUUCUUUUUACAUUUAUUUAUUUUCAGGUUUACAUACUGAUGAAAUAUGUGCUCUCUUCAGAGUACAAGAAAAAAGGUGUUCCUUUCUGAAAGAUGUACAGUUUCUGAGAUAUAAUUAUGUACUAGAUUGAAAGUAUAAUUAGUCCAGCAACUGCUUCAGGGUGAAUCCAGAAAAUAAUCAUUUUAGCAACUGUAUGUGCCUUUACAGAUCGUUUAUUAAUACCCAUUAUAUUUUGUUUGGAUUAAAAAAAAAAUUAUUUUGCUUGUGCAAUACAACUAUACUAAAUCAACAGUUAAUUUAAUGUAAGAUUCACAUGAUUAUCUUAUAGAGUAUGUUCUGAUACAUUGUUGCAUAAAACCAGGACCUAGUCACUUUUUAGUCUCCAAUUGCAGGUGGCUCAGUUUGUUGCUGGAGUAAAUAAUAACCUGUUGUACAUUUAAAAUAAUACUUCAUAGGUCUCCGUUUAUCACUGUUGUGGUGUGUACAUGUUCUGCUUUGAUCACUAUGCUAUGGAAAAUAAGUGAAAAAUGUUUUUUUUGUUUUUUUUUCAGCAAUGAAGUAAAUUUUUUUGUGAUCAGGGACACUGACCACAUUUAAAACACAAGCUGUAAUUCAAGGAAUUUUUUGCGUUAUGUUUUCUCAUUGUGUUGAAAAUAAGACUUUACACUUCAUGUUAAAAUAAAAAAAUAUAUUUUGUAAUUACUGUACAUUUUGCUGCCUGUUGUCACUUGUUUAAGAUUCUGAUGGUGAGAAAAAAUUGUGCUGGAUUGCCUUAAUAUUCCCUUUUAAAUGUGUAAGUUUUUAUACUGUAUAAAACUUGAUUCCGAGAGUUGAUUUUUAACAAGCAACCCAAGACCGGAUUUAUCAAGAAAAGUCUAAUAUACAGUAUCUGCAUCAAUACUAUUUUUGAACAUACACUAUCACACACUAACUAAAAGUUUGAACAUUUACAUAAAAUUAUAAACUUUGGUUAGCAUUCUGUUAAAUUACUUUUCAUUCCUUUAUUUUUUUGGUGAGAUAAUUGCUUGUACUGUUUUGUGCAACCUGCUGCUUUUUGAAGAGUUGGUAAAAUGUGUACUUUUCAAAUCUGUAAUGCUGCCUAAAAAAAGAACAAAUUAAGAUGAGAUCAGUAGCAUUUUAUUCUGUUGAGGUGAGCUUGUGUUCUGCAUGUAUAUUUUGUGACAGGGAGUCGGCAGAGGUAAGGAACAUUUUGGCAAAAGUGCACACAAUAUCUGUAACUACUUAAUCAAAUUCAUAGCAUGUGGUUAAGUAACAUUUCUUUCAAAUUGAAUGUUUCCAAUAGGUGCUUAUUGUUUAAAAAAAUGAUAAUUGUCAAUUGCAUACUUUCAGAUUUAUUUUAGCAAGAAAAUUUCAGCAGAGCAAAGAUAAGUUUCCUCAGGGUUUUUUUCCCACAUAUCAUGGAAGAGAAUAUUUUUUAAUUCAUAUUUAAUCUUUUUAUUUUAUAUAGCACAAGUCUUACCAUAAAUUGGCACAAUGUUCUAUACAGAACACAAAAUAUUACUGCAUCAGACUGAAAACCCACGAGAGUUCCUAAUGUUUUAUGAAACUUAUUAAAUUAAAUCUCCUCCAGGAUCCAUCAGUGUGUAUUGCUAGAACCAUAACAGAGUAUGUGGUGUUUAUUUGAAAAAGUUUAUUUGAAAAGGCAGGGUAAAUUUUAGGGUUACAGGAAGCUGUUGCCUAUCCUGGCAGCAUCAGGUGUGAGAAAGGAAAAAAAUCCCAGAUGGGGUGGCAACCACUCACACGACACACCGGUGCUUACAGUCUCCUCCAUUUUCAGCUAAGCAAUUUAGAGUCUCUGGUUACCGUAACACACUUUUCAUUGGGUUGUAUGGAGAACUCAAAUGCAUGCAUAUUAAAGGGGUGCAGUUAAAACACACACAAACAAUAUCCACGUGCCUUGAGCGGUCAGACAGGACUGGUGAUACUGCACUGUUGAACUGCUGUGGAAAUAUUUUGCUGUGCUGUCAGAUACAUUCUUUAGAAAAUUUCUUUGAUUCUUAUAAACAUCACUUUGUUUUGUUUUAUGUUUAUUUAAUAUUUUAGAAUCGUGGUCUAAUGGUAGGUUUGAGCAAAAAAAGAAAAAAACAUCUUUAAGUGAACAUGAGAGGCUGGAGUUGGAACUAACUAAUAAGUAAACCCUGCUUCUUAAGUACUGCCGUAUAAAUCUGGUCCUUCUCAGUAUGCAUGGGGAACUGAAUAUACACAUCACUAUGACAUAUGCUUUCAUUUUUGCUUUGUAGCUUGAUUUGCAGGGAUAAAGUUCUGCUCCCUAUGCCACGAAUUGGAUUCAUAAAAUGGAUUGCUGGAUGAAUGGGGCAUGUGUCUAAUAUUUAUGUACUGUAUAGUAUUGCUUGCAUUUUUUUAGUCUAAAUAAUAUUUUUGUUAUGGAUGAUAAAGUGUAGCCAGAGGACCUCUAAAUAAACCUUAAAUGAAUAUGAAAUACACCUUGCCAUACAUUUCAGCAGAAAUUCAUUAAUGUUACGUCCUAUUAAAAUAAAAGGAGUUGAUGUUGUCCAUUUCAUUUUUCGUUUAUCAAAUACAGAUGGAUGGAUUGUAGAAUUCUGUUCCUGAAGCAGAGAACAUUUUAAAAUAUAUUUAAUUAAGGGUUUCAUUGUAAAUGAUUUUUUAUGAAUGUAGACUCUGCAUGUCAUUGAUUUUGCACUUCUCAAAAAGCCUGGGUUUGUUUAAUUAGAGUCUGCAUAUUCUCCUUGGGUUGAUGUGGGCUUUUUCUUCUUACCAUUAGGUUUCUUGAUAACUCAGGGUUGUCUCCUACUUGAUGCAGUCGGGAUGGGCUUCAGCUUCCGUCCCAAGACCACGUGCUGGAAAACCUAGAUUAAAAAAAUAAAUAAAAAAUGGUCAAAAGUGGAAAUUAACAACUUCUAGCUAGACCGUAUAUCAAACAACAUAGAAAGGGUUAGUGUAAAUCAUACAUUUUGUCAGCUACAUAAAUGUCUUUAAAUCAAUUCAAGUACUAUGUUUUUCUGAAGAAAAUUCAUGAAUUGGUUAUGGAUCUAUGUGUGUGAUUAUAGUAUACUUAAAAUACAAAUGCCAAGUACAAGUAGUCAAGUAUACAUUUCUUUGAAAUAUAAAACCUGAUUAAAAACAUUUGAAAAAACAAUAUGCACCUUAAGAAUGUUAGUUACGUUUGUAUCCAUUUUCUUUGCCACUGACACAUUUAAUAAAAUUAUUUUGCAUUAUUUUUUUUUUUCUGCUUUUAAAGUUAUGAUUUAGCAUGCCACUAUUUGAUUAGGUACAGUAUAGUACUGCAUUGCAAAAAGCUUCUGUAAAUAAACAAUAAUUAGCAAAAUAUAUGUUUGAUAUCUGUGUUACUCAGUUUUAGGCAUUCUCCUAAAAUGUAAAAUAAAUUAUUGUAAGCUGUAUAGAAUUAAACCUUAAUGCAGAAUUGUGCUGUUUAAUAUAUCUAUUCAGACGAUGAGGUAAAAGUAUUUUACUAUUGAAAUCCUUGUUGAAAAUAUUGCUUUUUUGUCAUUAUUAUAUUGUAAAUAUAUAUUUUUCUUUUUUGUGAUAAAUACGCAUAUUCAUUUUAAAUCAUUACAUUCUCAAUUGUAGCAAUAACAUUGGAUAUUACUAUAAACUGACUUUUCUUUUGUAAAUUUAGUGUGGAAUGGUAUAUUCUUGAAAUUUUAAUGCCAUCUAAUGGCUUAGCAUCUCUUGAUAUGCAUACAUGUUUUUGAUGUUGCAUUUUUUUUAAGGUUAAUUGAAAUGAAAAAAAGUAAAUGAUGUGAACCCAAGCAGCACUUGUGUUCACUGCCUGCACUGUACAUUUUUCUUGGAGGCAGAAUUCUUGUACAGAACAUGCAAAUUCCUUUUAAAUUUUUACAAGCUUUUUGUUUACACUACCAUUUUCAAAUUUUAAUGGUUUCUUUUCUGUGUAGUUUUAUAUUUUCUACCAGGAAAUGUGUGGAAAACAUUUGCCUCAAUAUACUGAUUAUGUUUAAUGUUAUAUUUAUCAAAUAAACUUAAAUAAAAAAAAUAUUGUUUAUUACUGGGGAGUAUAAAGCCUUUAUUAGAAACAUUGUUGUACUAAUUUAUUUAUUUAAUUUCAGAUACUGUCAUUUAUUCUGACUGCAUUGUUUUGCUUCAUAAGAUUCUUACUGCAAAUAAAAGUGAGAAAAACCACA
This is a messenger RNA of Polypterus senegalus (gray bichir), 6558 nucleotides long. It is a transcript of the gene tmem64, whose product is annotated as transmembrane protein 64. The transcript is spliced from 3 exons. The record is from RefSeq and is a predicted model, not a curated record. Lineage: Eukaryota; Metazoa; Chordata; Cladistia; Polypteriformes; Polypteridae. Bases 761 to 1798 code for a protein of 345 amino acids.